This is a messenger RNA of Penicillium soppii, 1482 nucleotides long. Its product is annotated as FMN-dependent alpha-hydroxy acid dehydrogenase. The record is from RefSeq and is a predicted model, not a curated record. Lineage: Eukaryota; Fungi; Ascomycota; Eurotiomycetes; Eurotiales; Aspergillaceae. Gene Ontology annotation, molecular function: oxidoreductase activity; heme binding. The transcript is spliced from 4 exons. The coding region runs from base 1 to 1482 and encodes 493 amino acids.
AUGGCAAAACAAAGGCUGUUAUCUACACAACAGAUAUCAGAGCACAAAACGCCCGAGGAUUGCUGGGUUGUAGUCGACAACCAAGUCUGGGAUGUGACUGACUUUCUUGAAGAACAUCCAGGCGGAUCAGCAAUUAUCUUGAAGUAUGCGGGCGGUGAUGCAACAAAAGCCUACUCAGAAGUUCAUGCACCAAGCGUUAUGAAGAACAAUCUCGAUGCAAAGAAAUUCAAGGGUGUCCUCGAUGAAUCUACAAUCGAUGCCGACUGGGCCAAGCCACCGCCAAAUGAAAGCCCCAAGGUGAUGCACGACAACGAGAAAGCACCACUCCACACCCUGAUCAACUCGCACGAUUUCGAGAUAGUAGCCUCAAAGACGGCGAGCAAGAAGACAUGGGCGUUUUACUCCAGCGCAGCUACAGAUCUACUAACGCGCGAUGCCAAUAAAACAUGCUUCGACCGGAUAUGGUUCCGGCCGCGGGUUCUCAAAAAUGUCCGGUCAGUCGAUGCUCGAACAAAUAUCCUCGGCGGGAGCUACAAUCUCCCUCUGUUUGUCAGCCCAGCUGCAAUGGCGAAGCUCAUCCAUCCGGACGGAGAGUGUGCCAUCGCCAGAGCCUGUGCGAGCAAAGGCAUAAUGCAAGGUAUUUCAAAUAACUCAUCGUACACGAUGGAGGAACUGCGCACAGCGGCACCAACGGCAGACUUCUUCUUCCAACUAUACGUCAACCGGGACCGGGAGAAGUCUGCGGCGCUACUGCGCCAAUGUUCCGCAAACCCGAACAUUAAAGCGAUUUUCGUAACGGUUGACGCCGCAUGGCCCGGCAAGCGCGAGGCAGACGAGCGUGUCAAAGCAGACGAAAGCCUCUCCGUGCCCAUGUCGCCGUCCAAAGCUCAAAACGACAAGAAAGGAGGCGGGCUUGGCCGCGUCAUGGCGGGAUUCAUCGAUCCCGGGCUGACGUGGGAGGAUUUGAAAUGGGUGAAACAGCACACGCACAAACCGGUGUGUUUGAAAGGUGUGAUGUCAGCGGACGACGCGCUGCUCGCGAUGAAAGCGGGGCUUGAUGGAAUCCUGCUCAGUAACCACGGCGGUCGCAAUUUGGAUACCAGUCCGCCGUCGAUUAUCACCCUGUUGGAGAUUCACCGCCGGUGUCCGGAGGUAUUCGACCACUUGGAGGUUUAUGUUGAUAGUGGGAUUCGUCGCGGGACUGAUAUCCUCAAGGCGGUUUGUCUUGGUGCGACUGCUGUUGGUAUGGGGAGGAGUAUGCUCUUUGCUACGAAUUAUGGCCAGGAGGGUGUCGAGCAUUUGAUUGAUAUCAUGCAAGAUGAAUUGGAGACUUCGAUGCGCAAUGUUGGCAUUACAUCCCUGGCGGAGGCGACGCCUGAUCUUGUCCACACUGGGGAUGUCGACCACCUGGUUCCAGCAUCGCGCGUGCACCCGUACGCUCGGACCAUAGCUAAAGGACGGAGAACGGGAUCGAAACUUUAA